CGCAAAAGUGUCGAUUGAGGCUUCGGUGUGGAACCCGUGGUCAGUUUCUCGCUGGCUGGGAGAGUAGCGAUCGCCAUGCGCCUUCAGUUAUGAACGCGCGCGCUGUAAUGUCGAUACUUCUGUCGUUGCUGGUUUUGCUGCCAUCGCCGUCCAUACAAGAUGACACUAGUUUAUGGCUCGGCGGUAGUCUGCUCUCUAAUCAAUACUCAGCAUCUGUGAAUUUGCCCUCCUUGCUUUCGGGCUCCUUGUCUGUGCCUUCCGUGACUGUGGCCUCGGUGGUGAACUUUCCUAAAUGGAAUAAGCGCAAUGAUUUUUCCGGAGCAGCGACUUAUAAUGAAAUGGUGGGUCAUGGAAAUGAAAGAGAACCGCCAAGUGAUAAAGGAACUCUUGAAUUAUCAAACAAAAAUCCUAUAGAAUCGAAUAGUAACCUUUUUUCGAACAAUGGAAACAAUGGGAACACAGAAAGGUUGACCGAAAAUGGAAUGUAUCCACAUACAAGUAACGAAAGAUUCUCUUACCAAACUGCUCCUAUAAAUGAGAAUACAGAUCGUUACGAUCCAGGUAAUCGCGUGCCGGCUCAAAACGAAAAACCACAAAAUCAUCAAAAAUGCAGGGAUGACGAGUUUCGCUGUGGAAGCAGCGAGUGUCUGCCGUAUAGUGUCAAAUGCAAUAAUAAAGUUGAUUGUCGCGAUGCAAGCGACGAGGCAUUUUGUAUUGCAGUCAGAAAUCAAGAGAACGGCUGCGUCUUACCUGAAAAGCCGGCAGGCGGACAUUAUGAGUUGGGAGAAUGCAGCAGUCCAUGUAAUAAACGUCCCGGCGACAUAGCUCCGAAAAACAGCAUUCUCACUUACAGCUGUAAAAACAAUUAUGUGCUGAGAGGAAACACCAUUUCCGUUUGCGUGAACAACGAGUGGUACAAGCCGCCCGCGUGUGUCAAAAUCUGCCCGGCGCUGAGCAGCACCAGCGUAGACAUUUCCUGCAGCUAUCAAGGAGAAGCGGUGUCCUGUAGCGAGCGUAUACUGCCUGGUACACGAGCCAGGCUGUCCUGUAAAUCAUCUUAUAAAUUACCUUUAACGAACGAUCCAGCUUACAGGGAGAUCACGUGUCUCGACGAUGGUUUAUGGGAUCGUCGCAUUUUUCGCUGUCUACCAGAAUGCGGCACAUCCAUCGCGAAUGGCAACACUCUAAUUGUGAAUGGAUUCGAGGCCAAAGUGGGAACGUUUCCUUGGCAUGUCGGUAUCUACAGGAAGAAACGCGACAAAGUGUACGAGCAAAUAUGCGCCGGUUCUCUCGUUAGUGACAGUCUCGUCAUAUCAGCGGCUCACUGUUUCUACGAUGAGGGCUCAAAUAAACUUAACGACGUGUCGAAUUACUCUGUGGCUGGCGGAAAGCAUUAUCGCGAUUGGGACACCGACGAGCAGUAUUGUCAGAAGUCGCCGGUGGAAGACAUCAAAUUGGGCGGCAGAUACUUGGGGUUCAGGGGUAACUUCGCCGAGGACAUAGCUCUGGUAAAGCUGAAGAAGCCCUUCGAGUUGACCGCGCUGGUGCGACCCAUCUGCAUGGAUUGGGAUAACGUGUACGAGAGGGAGCAGCUGCAAGAAGGACAAUCCGGCAAGGUGGCCGGCUGGGGUAAAAACAUCAAAGGUGAAUCCACCCAGACUCUGUACGAAAUUGACAUGCCGUACGUGCCGUACCAUCAGUGUUUGUCCGCGGUACCUAUGGAUUUCCGUGGAUUCAUCACGUCCGAUAAGUUCUGCGCCGGCCGCUUGAACGGUUCCAGUGUUUGCGAGGGAGAUAGCGGUGGCGGUCUUUGUUUCGAAAAGAAUGGCGUUUGGUAUCUUCGUGGUAUCGUCAGCGUGAGCCCGGCGAAGGGAAGCAGUUGCGAUUACAACUCGUACGUUGGAUUCACCCACAUCGGUCACUUUCGUGAUUGGAUUCGCGAGGCUUACGUCAGCGCGUGAACAUUUCGAAGGACGUGGCUUGUCCGAUACACGAAAUGUGUUGCCGGCAUCAUCGAGCUCGCAAUAACGCGAGACGUAUGGACGUGACGUAUGAACGUGGUAAUAACAGCGACAGAACUCUAAAAAUGGAUUGUACAUGUGUCUUUCGUAAAGUACUUCAACGAUAUACGAUCGAUAGAGACAUGCAAACGGAAAUGAAGAUGUCUGUGAUUGUAUUUACUUUUAUCUCACAGAUUAAAUAAAUAGUUAAGCUGAAUUAUCUUAUA
Molecule: messenger RNA, 2227 nt
Organism: Odontomachus brunneus
Lineage: Eukaryota; Metazoa; Arthropoda; Insecta; Hymenoptera; Formicidae
Product: modular serine protease-like
Exons: 9
Coding region: 90-1961 (623 amino acids)
Biological process (GO): proteolysis
Molecular function (GO): serine-type endopeptidase activity; protein binding
Source: RefSeq, a predicted model, not a curated record